CUUGUGAUGGCCGCGCCUCCGUUUCUGCCGCAGGAUGUGUUCGUACCUCAGAACGGGCGGCGAGUGACCUGGUACUGCUGCGGGCCCACCGUCUACGACGCGUCUCACAUGGGACACGCCAGGUCCUACAUCUCCUUCGACAUCCUGAGGCGGGUGCUGAGGGACUACUUCCAGUUCGACGUGUUUUAUUGCAUGAACAUCACGGACAUCGACGACAAGGUAAUCCGGAGGUCCCGGCAGAGCAGGAAGUGGUUGGCUCUGGGGGUCACCUGCUGUGUCCUCACACGGCAGGGGCGUGGGUGCUGGCUGCGUGCUCUCAGGAGUGAGGCCUGGGCCUCUGCGUGUGACUGUCCUUGUCGUGUCCGCGGCUCCAGGCUGGCGUCAGGUCUGCCACACUUGCCCCGAUUUCUGCUCGUUUCCAGCUACGUCUCCAACGGGUCCGUCUACUUCGAUACGGCGAAGUUCGCGUCCAGCGAGGGGCACUCGUACGGGAAGCUGGUGCCUGAGGCCGUGGGGGACCAGCAGGCCCUGCAGGAGGGGGAAGGGAUGGGGCGGGGCCACGGCAGCCCCCCAGGCAGGGCCGCCCACGGCCCCCCACGGCUGGUGGUACCCAUCACCCGCUGGUGUUGCCGGAAGGCAGUCUGGCCUUACAAUGUGGGGACCCGCAUGGACUCUGACCAGACAGCUGACCUCCUGGUCCUGGCGCCCAGCAGAGCCGCGGGGAGCCCGGGAGGGCGCAGCCUCAGCAGGAUGUGGGGUCCUGCCAGCGGGUCCCUCGCUUUCCGAGUGCAACUCAACACCUGCUCCCGGAAAAGCUCAGGCUCCGAGGGUCGGGACGUCGGGGGGAGGGCAGCCCGGAGGGGGCGCCCCGGAUGGCACAUCGAAUGCUCGGCCAUGGCAGGCACCCUCCUGGGCGCCUCGAUGGACAUCCACGGAGGCGGCUUCGACCUCCGGUUCCCCCACCACGACAACGAGCUGGCGCAGUCGGAGGCCCACUUCGAGAACGACUGCUGGGUGCGGUACUUCCUGCACACGGGCCACCUGACGAUCGCCGGCUGCAAGAUGUCCAAGUCGCUCAAGAACUUCAUCACCAUCAAGGACGCCCUGAGGAGGCACUCGGCGAGGCAGCUGCGCCUGGCCUUCCUCAUGCACGCGUGGAAGGACACGCUGGACUAUUCGAGCAACACCAUGGAGUCGGCCCUGCAGUACGAGAAGUUCAUGAACGAGUUUUUCCUCAACGUGAAGGACCUCCUCCGCGCGCCUGUCGACGUCACCGGGCAGUUCGAGAAGUGGGAGGAGGAGGAGGCAGCGCUGAACGAGAGCUUCUACGAUAAGAAGACGGCGGUGCACGAAGCCCUCUGCGACAACGUGGACACGCGCACCGUCCUGGAGGAGAUGCGGGCUCUGGUCAGCCAGUGCAACCUGUACAUGGCCGCCCGCAAGGCCGCCAGGAGGAGGCCCAACCGCGUUCUGCUGGAGAGCAUCGCGCGGUACCUCACCCACCUGCUCCAGAUCUUCGGGGCCAUCGAGGAGGAGAGCUCCCUGGGGUUCCCUGUCGGGGGACCCGGAAGCAGUCUAAACGUGAGUACAGCCCCCUGCCCCUGGGAAACGGUGCCCACGGCCAGGCCCCUCCUGUCCCCCUGCUCCCGUGGGGUCAGCCUGUGGGCACUGGGGGACCGGCAUCCCGGAGUCCCCGAGGUCCUGCAGCUCAGCGAUGCCCUGCGGGACGACGUCCUGCCCGAACUUGGGGUGCGGCUCGAGGACCACGAAGGCCUGCCGACCGUGGUCAAGCUGGUGGACAGAGAAACGCUCCUGAGAGAGAGAGAAGAGAAGAAAAGGGUGGGGUCUGUCCCGGGCGUGGGCCAUGUGGGCUCCGCACAGUGGCCCGUGUCUGUGUUCCAGGCGGCCAAACUGGCGAAGAUGAAGAUCCCGCCCAGCGAGAUGUUCUUGUCGGAAGGCGACAAGUACUCCAGGUUUGAUGAAAACGGCCUGCCCACACACGACACGGAGGGCAAGGAGCUGAGCAAGGGCCAGGCCAAGAAGCUGCGCAAGCUCUUCGAAGCCCAGCAGAAGCUGCACGCCGAGUACCUGCAGACGGCCCAGUGCGGAGGCGCCCCGAGCCCCCGCCCCAGCUGCUGGCGCUGUGCCCGGCGUGCUCUGCGCAUGUUCACCGAGUCCUGUGGCUCCGGGCCUGCCUCGCGGCUCAGGCGGCGGAAAUAAAGUCUUCCCACAGCCAG
Myotis brandtii (Brandt's bat) is the source of this 2237-nucleotide messenger RNA. RefSeq names its product cysteinyl-tRNA synthetase (gene CARS1). Gene Ontology annotation, biological process: cysteinyl-tRNA aminoacylation. Gene Ontology annotation, molecular function: ATP binding; cysteine-tRNA ligase activity. Lineage: Eukaryota; Metazoa; Chordata; Mammalia; Chiroptera; Vespertilionidae. The record is from RefSeq and is a predicted model, not a curated record. The coding region runs from base 7 to 2220 and encodes 737 amino acids. Gene Ontology annotation, cellular component: cytoplasm. The transcript has 17 exons.